AUGCCCCAGUACCUGCCACCUAAACACGAUUGUGCCUACACCCACUUCACUUCCAACCUCACGACUUCGAUCAUGGGGCCACUUGACCCGGCACUGGUUAUUGGGGGCUGCGGAGGCCUUGGUUUCCAUAUCGUCACUCAACUGCUCCACUCUGGUGAUGCUUCAGACGUCACAGUGCUCGAUGUUGAGGUCGGACGUAAUCGCGUGGAGGGGGCGCGCUACGUGAAAGGUAGUGUCAGUUCCCACGAAGACGUUUCCACGGCCCUAGCAAAUGUCCAACCGCGCGUCAUCUUCCAUGUCGCCUCGCCCCAUCUGAUGCUUCAGAGCGCUACACCCAAACUCUUCGAGGAAGUCAAUGUCUCCGGCACACGCAAUCUACUCGACUGUAUCAACGAGCAGGGUGGUGUAAAGAUGUUGAUCUACACAUCUAGUACCGGUAUCAUCCAUAACGGUUACACCGACAUCAUCAAUGCUACUGAGGCUGUCCCCAUCUUUCCGGACCAUCCCGAAUUUUAUGCUCGUGAGUAG
This is a messenger RNA of Didymosphaeria variabile, 528 nucleotides long. RefSeq lists its product as uncharacterized. NCBI's taxonomy places the organism in Eukaryota, Fungi, Ascomycota, Dothideomycetes, Pleosporales, Didymosphaeriaceae. Bases 1 to 528 code for a protein of 175 amino acids. The transcript is spliced from 2 exons. Gene Ontology annotation, molecular function: 3-beta-hydroxy-Delta5-steroid dehydrogenase (NAD+) activity. Gene Ontology annotation, biological process: steroid biosynthetic process. The record is from RefSeq and is a predicted model, not a curated record.